Molecule: messenger RNA, 2130 nt
Organism: Chlorella variabilis
Lineage: Eukaryota; Viridiplantae; Chlorophyta; Trebouxiophyceae; Chlorellales; Chlorellaceae
Exons: 4
Coding region: 1-2130 (709 amino acids)
Biological process (GO): attachment of GPI anchor to protein
Cellular component (GO): GPI-anchor transamidase complex
Source: RefSeq, a predicted model, not a curated record
AUGCUCAGCUGGGCCGGGCCAGUGAUCGUGCUACUGCUCCGUUGGGGCGUUGGCAGCGCAGCAGCCUACACGGAGGAGCUUGCGCUGCAGCAGCUGAGCGAUGGCUCUGUGCUGGCGCACUUUGAGUUCAGCGCUGCGGCCCCGCUGCACGCCGAGCACGCGGGGAGCUUCCCGGCGGCGCUGCUGGCGCUGGCGCGGCGGCACGGCGUGCGCCAGCUGGAGCUGUCUCUCACGCAAGGGCGCUGGACCUGGGAGCAGCAGCGGCAGGUGGCGGCAGGAGCUGGCGGUUCCGCAGCGGCGUCCAGGCCGGCCGGCUUAGAGCUCAAGGUGUCUUUCGAUGGGAGCACCAGGGACACGCAGGCAGCCUACUCAGCGCUCACCCAAGCGCUAGGGGGCAUGCUGUGCGCCGGCAUCGCCACGGCGCCACGGCUGGCGGUGAUGGCGGCCCCGGCGGUCGGCUGGUUUGCGCAGCAGCAGCCGGCGGCGGUGGGAGGAGGCGCUGCCAGCAGCGGCAAGCAGCGGCGGCAGGGGCAGCGCGCGCAGCAGAUCUAUGCCUGGCUGCCGCAGGAGGGCUUGUGCUCCGAGAACCUGGCCGCCUGGCGGCGCCUGCUGCCCUGCCGCCACCACGCCGGCCUCGGGGCGCUGCUUCAGCCGGUGCAGCUGGCGGCGGCGCCUUACCACUCCCUGGGCCUGCAGCUUUGGGUGCCGCAGGGCGCCCCGCUCGCCAACGCCAGCGCCAGCGCCAGCAGCGCCAGCGCCAGAAGCCAGGGAGGCCAGCAGGAGUGGCUGGAGCUUCGGCAGGUGCUCACCGCAGUGCUGCCGGCGGCAGACCAGCAGGAGCAGCAGCAGGAGCAGCAGGGGCGGGGCCUGCUGGAGGCACUGUUUGGCAGCAGCCCGCCUGCUGCCUGCCCGGCAGCUGACAGCAGCACUCUGUACCUGCCGGGAGGGCGCAGCGCCGCCGCCGCCCACUACAUGGCCAAGGCGGUGGCUGCCAGCCGCGGCGCGUGCAGGCAGCACGACACGCCUGCUGGGCCCCUGCUGGCAUGUGACAUCGCGCAGCAGGUGCAGCAGGCACAGCAGCCAGAGCAGCAGCAGGCACAGAUUAGUGGACAGCAGCAGCAGCAGCACCUCCACCCGCCAGCCAGCCUGCUGCAGGCCGGCCAAGGGGGCGGCGCGGAAGGCGGCCCGCCGCAGGCCGGCGCCCUGCACCUGCUGCCUCUGCAGGUGGUGCAGCACACCAUCCAGCGGGGCCCCCUGUCGGGCACGCUGGUUGUGGGCAUUCGGGUGCCGGCUGCGGCUGCGGCAAGAGCGGCGGCGGAGGCGGCGGGGCCGCAGCUGCUGCUGCAUGUCAUGCAGCUGCUGCCCUGGCAGCUGAGGGUGGAUGCCACCAGCCUGCAGGUGUUGCUGGACGGCCAGCCCCUCCACCCACGCAGCCCCCAGCUUGUGUGGCAGUCGCUGGAUGUGCGGCCAGACCGCACCGCCACGCUCGAGCUGCUCCUCCGCCUGCCCUCCACCGCUGCUGCCCCCGCUGGCAGCGACGCCUUGCAGGCGGGCAGGUGGCACGAGGUGCGGGUGCAGGUGGGCUACCGAGCCGCAUUUGUGAGCGUGUUUGAUCACGCCCCAGACGCAUCCCGCGGGGUGGACAUCCCUCCCGCCCUAGCCACGCUGGCACCCGACCACGCCUGCACCAGCCCCAGCAGCCCCAGCAGCAGCAGCGGCGACGGCAGCAGCGGCCCGGCGGCGCCGCCGCUGCUGCGGCGCCUGCAGGCAGGCUGCGCGCCUCGCCAGCAGUACAGCGGCUCUGGCGGCGGCGGCCUGGCGCCGCUGCCCCUCCCCGACCUCUCCAUGCCCUUCAACGUCAUCUGCUUCACAUCCACCCUGCUGGCCAUCCUGCUGGGCGGCGUGGCAAACGUGGUGCUCAGGAGCCCAGCGGAGCUGGCAGGCCAGGCGGCGAGCGAAGGCGGCGCCCCUGCCUGGAGGCGCAAGCUGCGGCGCGUGGCGGCGCUGCUGCUGCCGAUGUGCGUGCUGGCUGUGUACCUGGACCGCGACCUGCAGCGCCAGCUGGAGGGAUGGGCGCACCAGCUAGUGCAUGUGCGCGCGCGGGCGCCGGAGCAGCACGGCGAGCUGUGA